AUGGACCCCCCGCGCCCCUACGGGCCUGCCCGCCCCCGCAACGACAGCCAGGACUACUUGCUCAUCGACUCGGAGUUGGGCGACCAGCUCCAGCUCCAGGGCUACCACCAGGCCGGACGAGGAACAGAGAGCAGAUUAGCACAUCGGCGGCAGACCAUCCUCCGCGAGAAGGGGAGAAGGUUGGCAAACCGAGGUCCAGCGUACAUGUUCAGUGACCGGUCAACCAGUCUCUCCAUUGAGGAGGAACGCUUUUUAGAUGCGGCAGAAUAUGGUAACAUUCCAGUUGUGCGCAAAAUGUUGGAAGAAUGCCUCUCCCUCAAUGUGAAUUGCGUCGACUACAUGGGACAGAAUGCUCUGCAGCUUGCAGUCGCCAACGAGCACCUGGAGAUCACCGAACUUUUGCUGAAGAAAGAAAACCUGUCUCGGGUGGGAGACGCGUUGCUGUUGGCAAUCAGUAAGGGGUACGUUCGGAUAGUGGAAGCCAUCCUAAACCACCCUGCGUUCGCCGAGGGCAAGAGGCUGGCGACCAGCCCCAGCCAAUCUGAAAUACAGCUGGAUGAUUUUUACGCCUACGAUGAAGACGGCACACGGUUCUCCCACGACGUCACUCCCAUCAUUCUGGCUGCCCACUGCCAGGAGUAUGAGAUCGUCCACACCCUCCUGAGGAAAGGAGCCCGGAUCGAGAGACCCCAUGACUAUUUCUGCAAGUGCGGCGAGUGCAACCAGAAACAAAAAAACGACUCAUUCAGCCAUUCUAGAUCCAGAAUUAAUGCCUACAGAGGCCUGGCAAGUCCUGCUUACCUGUCCCUGUCUAGCGAAGACCCCGUCAUGACGGCCUUAGAACUUAGCAAUGAACUGGCCGUGCUAGCGAACAUUGAGAAAGAAUUCAAGAACGACUACAAAAAAUUGUCUGUGCAGUGCAAGGACUUUGUGGUUGGGCUUCUUGAUCUGUGCAGAAAUACAGAAGAAGUGGAAGCCAUUCUGAACGGGGAUGUUAAAAUGAAUCUCAGCGGUGGGAAGCAGGGUCGUCCAAGUCUGAGCCGCUUAAAACUGGCUAUUAAAUAUGAAGUCAAAAAAUUUGUAGCCCAUCCAAAUUGCCAACAGCAGCUCCUCUCAAUCUGGUAUGAGAAUCUUUCUGGUUUAAGGCAGCAGACAAUGGCAGUGAAGUUCUUGGUGGUACUUGCGGUUGCAGUAGGGCUGCCAUUUCUGGCUAUGGUUUACUGGAUUGCUCCAUGCAGCAAGUUGGGGAAGAUAAUGCGUGGCCCAUUCAUGAAGUUUGUAGCACACGCUGCUUCGUUCACCAUUUUUCUUGGUCUGCUAGUCAUGAACGCAGCUGACAGAUUUGAAGGCACCAAUCUCCGCCCUAAUGAAACUAAGACAGAUCAUUCAAGACAGCUGUUCAGGAUGAAAACAUCCUGCUUCUCAUGGAUGGAGAUGCUCAUUAUAUCCUGGGUAAUAGGCAUGAUAUGGUCUGAAUGUAAAGAAAUCUGGUCUCAAGGUCCCAAGGAAUAUUUGUUUGAGCUAUGGAACAUGCUUGAUUUUGGUAUGUUAGCGAUCUUUGCAGCAUCCUUCAUUGCAAGGUUUAUGGCAUUUUGGCAUGCUUCCAGAGCGCAGAAGUAUGUUGACGAGAAUAUGACAAAUUUGACAGCUGCUUCACUGGAAGAAAACAUAAAGUACUAUACCUUGGCCAGGAUAAAAUGGGAUCCGUCUGACCCCCAGAUCAUAUCAGAAGGCCUUUAUGCGAUUGCUGUGGUUUUAAGCUUCUCCAGAAUAGCUUACAUAUUACCAGCUAAUGAAAGCUUUGGACCACUACAAAUAUCACUUGGGAGAACUGUAAAGGAUAUCUUCAAGUUCAUGGUCAUAUUUAUCAUGGUGUUUGUGGCCUUCAUGAUAGGAAUGUUCAACCUCUACUCCUACUACUUGGGAGCUAAACAAAAUGAAGCCUUCACCACAGUGGAAGAAAGCUUUAAGACAUUGUUCUGGGCUAUAUUUGGACUUUCCGAAGUGAAAUCAGUGGUCAUCAACUAUAACCACAAAUUCAUCGAGAAUAUUGGUUAUGUCCUAUAUGGAGUCUAUAACGUUACGAUGGUCAUUGUUUUACUGAACAUGCUAAUUGCGAUGAUCAACAGCUCGUUCCAGGAGAUUGAGGACGAUGCUGAUGUGGAAUGGAAGUUUGCAAGGGCUAAACUCUGGUUUUCCUACUUCGAAGAAGGGAGGACCCUCCCUGUACCUUUCAACCUGGUGCCAAGUCCGAAAUCUCUGUUAUAUCUCUUACUCCGAAUUAAAAAAUGGAUUUCUGAACUGUUUCGGGGUUGCAAAAAGGGUUUUCAGGAAGAUGCAGAGAUGAAUAAGAGAAAUGAAGAGAAGAAAAUUGGAAAAUUAGGAAGUAAUGAAGAACUUGCAAAUUUGUCACUUGACAACAAACAGCUUGGUCAUAGAAAACAGUCAAGCAUAAGAAGCUCAGAAGAUCUUCAUCUGAAUAGUUUGAACAGUCCCCCAGGACAAUAUCAGAAAAUAAUGAAGCGACUCAUUAAAAGAUAUGUGCUGAAAGCUCAGGUGGACAAAGAGAGUGAUGAAGUCAAUGAAGGUGAACUGAAGGAAAUCAAACAAGAUAUCUCAAGUCUCCGCUAUGAACUUCUUGAGGAAAAAUCCCAGAAUACGGAAGAUUUAGCAGAACUUAUUAGGAAACUUGGGGAGAAAUUGUCGAUUGAUUCAAAUCAAGAAGAAAGCAAGAGAUAGCAAGAACUUUUUUGUAUGAAGUUCAAAUUCCAAUGCAUUUGAAGCCAUAUUCUUUCCUAUUUUUUUUAUUUUAGCCCUUAUUUUGAACCAUGUAUAGAGAUGAACUCAUUCCGGUUAUUUUUAAUGAAAGUUAACCUUUAUUUUUCUUUUGUUGGGAAGAAAUCAUGAAAAAAUAAAAUUAGAACU
Tachyglossus aculeatus (Australian echidna) is the source of this 2925-nucleotide messenger RNA. RefSeq names its product transient receptor potential cation channel subfamily C member 6 (gene TRPC6). Lineage: Eukaryota; Metazoa; Chordata; Mammalia; Monotremata; Tachyglossidae. Gene Ontology annotation, cellular component: membrane; cation channel complex. The record is from RefSeq and is a predicted model, not a curated record. The transcript is spliced from 13 exons. Gene Ontology annotation, biological process: regulation of cytosolic calcium ion concentration; calcium ion transmembrane transport; manganese ion transport. Bases 1 to 2739 code for a protein of 912 amino acids. Gene Ontology annotation, molecular function: store-operated calcium channel activity; protein binding; inositol 1,4,5 trisphosphate binding.